GCAAUACGAUAGAGCGAGCAGGGAUCCACACUACGACGCACUACGCCGGGGGCCAACGCCAUGCCGGCCCAGAAAGACAGACAGCCGCCGCUCACGCCGCCCAGUCCGAGUGCUGCACCGAUAUCACUCCACCACCCAUCUCCACCUGGCCACACACCUGCCCUACACUUCUCGGCCGCACACACACCUCCCGACCGCCAGCUCCACGAUGGCCUCCAAAAAAGACAUGCGCCGCGCCGACCUGAUUGUGCCCUAUGCCGAGCCAGAGAAGGGCAAGGAUGACAACGACAUGUCAAGCACGCUCUCGAGCACACUGCCCAUGGCUGCUAUCUUCACGCGGAACAAGAUGAUCGGCUGGGUUGCUGUAGUAUUCGCUAUCCAGUCAUGGCUUGCUGAGACCCCCGAGCAGAAGAAGACGUCGACUACACCCGCCUACUUCCAAGUUGGCAUGUCUGCCAUGUCGCUCCUCGUUACCUACUCGUCCAUCUUCCUCCCCCCACCGCCUGUUAGGCCUGGCCAAGCAUCUGGGACAGAAGCGUUUGCUGCUGUGCCGCCGUCGUAGGCCGCCGUAGGAGAGGUUGUUGUGUAGCUGGUACUCAGGUAGCAACGGUACCGUGUAAUUGUAUAAUUCGACGUCCUCACCGAGCAAGCGACAAUACGUGUCAGCUAGCUCGUAAUACCCAUAUCACUUGCACGCCCCAUAUGUCCCAUGCCACCCUCGUC
This is a messenger RNA of Alternaria rosae, 723 nucleotides long. RefSeq lists its product as uncharacterized. Gene Ontology annotation, biological process: protein insertion into ER membrane. Gene Ontology annotation, cellular component: endoplasmic reticulum membrane. The transcript has 7 exons. Gene Ontology annotation, molecular function: protein folding chaperone. The coding region runs from base 209 to 562 and encodes 117 amino acids. NCBI's taxonomy places the organism in Eukaryota, Fungi, Ascomycota, Dothideomycetes, Pleosporales, Pleosporaceae. The record is from RefSeq and is a predicted model, not a curated record.